Molecule: messenger RNA, 1488 nt
Organism: Monodelphis domestica (gray short-tailed opossum)
Lineage: Eukaryota; Metazoa; Chordata; Mammalia; Didelphimorphia; Didelphidae
Source: RefSeq, a predicted model, not a curated record
AUGGCCGCCAGCAAUCGGGAUGAGAAAGAUGGAGAUUUUAAUGUUUUGGACUAUAUCUUAGGAGAGGCAUACGAUCAGGAUGACUCUUUGUGUCACCCUGAAAUGGAACAAGAUGAAAAUGAGGAACGGGCCUCCAAAAGAAGAUGUGAUCGAAUGGAAACUACCCAACGCGAGAGUCAAGAAUCCCCUGAGUGGUCCCGAGAAUUGACUCCAGAGCCACCUGGCUCACCUAUGAGCACAGAGCCAUGUGGAAGUCCACGUCCGCGAAGCAAGCACAAGAGAUCAUCAUCUUCCGUUGCUGCUGUUCCGGAAGACCCCACGAGGAGGCUUCGAUAUAUUCUGCGGGAUGCGAGAUUCUUCCUCAUAAAGAGCAGCAACCGUGAAAACAUCUCCCUUGCCAAAGCCAGGGGUAUAUGGUCGACCCUGCCAGCAAAUGAAAAGAAACUGAAUGCUGCAUUCCGAUCUGCAAGAAAUGUCAUUUUGAUAUUUUCCGUGACAGAGAGUGGAGCUUUUCAAGGCUUUGCGAGACUCUGUUCAGAAUCCCACCACGGAGGACCUCCUAUACAUUGGGUUUUGCCUGAAGGCAUGAAUCUUAAGACCCUUGGAGGGGUCUUCAGAAUUGCCUGGAUUUGCAGGCACGAAUUGCCCUUCACCAAAUGUGUUCACCUUACCAACGCUUUGAAUGGACAUAAGCCAGUUAAAAUUGGACGUGACGGUCAGGAAGUUGACCUCGAAUGUGCAACGGAGCUAUGUCUCCUCUUUCCCCCCGAUGAAGGCGUUGACCUGUAUCAGGUCAUGGGUGACAGGCACCACCAGGUAAGAGUGCUUUCACCCUUGCGUUCCAGAGGACUUCCACCCCGCCGAGAAGCGGACCGGGAUGCGAGAAGGCGUCGUCGGUCAGAAGAUGACGAGGUUCAUAACAGCAGGAAGAGACCGAGGAUGGACUACGCCCCUGGGUUUCGUGAGAGACCAGCGCGUAGGGAGGACGCACGCCAUCCAGCAGCGGACAGAAGAUUUUCAGGAGUUGCCAGAGGUGUUUUCAUGAAGGGCUCCUACGAGGAUGACCUGAGAGCAUUUCACAACAGCAGGCCACCAAGGCCAAUGCGGGACAUGUCCCCUGGUCGAGGAAGGGGACAGCCUUCCUACCGCGCUGGCCACCAGCAGCGUGCUCUCCCUUUCCAGGACUCUCGGUCAGGACGUCGACCUGUGCCACAGGAAGCAAGACACAGAGGUCAACCAGCAUGUGAUUCUGAUAGGCGCGUAGAGGACUUCCUGCGUGAAACACGAGCUAUCUUUGGCUCUCAGAGACGGAGACCCCGUGAAUGGGAUCGACCCGGAGAAUGUGAUAGUUCCCCAUAUGGCCGGAGAGACAGGGAGGCGCGUGAAUGGCGAGAGAGGAGGAGAGACGAGGAGAGAAGAGAGAGGAGAAGACGGGAGAGGAGACUGACGCGAUGCAGCUGCCCCGAACAUCUUCCAUUCAUCUCCUGA